AGUGCAGAUUUGCGCCAGAUAACAACAAUAAUAAUAACAGUGUGUAUUUUGCACGCAAAUGCCACACUCUAGUCACCUUGCAGCAGAUUCGGUCGCGACCUCGAAACGCAUCGCCGCUAAAAAACCGACACGAAUUUCGCGCAAUGGACGGAUAGUCGACUGCGAUCAUGCUAAUUGCGAGGGAACACACGGUAUAACGACAAGUGCAAACAGGAAACGUGCUGACCGGCGUGCAGAGAGAUGGGAAGCGAGCAUUACUGUUUGAGGUGGAAUAAUCAUCAAAGCAAUUUACUCGGGGUGUUCAGUCAACUGCUCCGUGACGAAAGUCUAGUAGACGUAACUCUGGCCUGCUCGGAGGGCCACUCUAUACGAGCACACAAAGUCGUCCUGUCCGCGUGUUCCUCCUACUUCCAGACGCUGUUCGUCGACCACCCGAGCAGACACCCCAUCGUCAUCCUCAAGGACGUGCGCUUCGCUGAACUGAGAACCCUCAUCGAAUUCAUGUACAAGGGGGAGGUCAACGUCGAGUACUGCCAGCUAUCGGCCCUCCUCAAGACCGCCGAGAGCCUCAAAGUCAAGGGGUUGGCGGAGAUGACGCGGGAGUACAAGCACACGGAGCCGGAACAGACGGAGCCCACGGAGCUCAUCCGCCGUCCGCCAGGCUCGCGCUCGCCCUCAGUCGACGAGAACGACCGCCUCCAGCCGCCCCCGUCGCCACCCGUACAAAAUCUGCGCGUCUGCCGGUCGCCGAUGGAACAGGACGACGACAAGAGGCCACCGUCACCCGAAAACACCCAUGGCAGUUCGCCCCUCACGAGUGACUGCGGGCCCAGCGACAUGACCAUACACAGUAACAGUAACAAUAUGGCGGCGCCCUGCCCGGGAAUCAAUGCGCCGAUUAUCUGCAGCACGAGACUGCCCUCGCCUAUUAGUGAACCUCUUCCGGGACCUUCGAAUAUGCCGCCAGUUCAACAAGUGCCUCUGAGCCUCAAGAAGGAAGUUGACUGGAGCGGAGGUAUCGAAGACAAAAAUACAGGAGAGAGUUCAUCAGACUUUUCUAGACACCCCCACGAUUCUGCCUCCGUGGACGCGGACCGCCCCACCGGCUCCCCCCUCGAGCGCCCCUCCAGCACCCAGAGCAGCCGCUCUUCCACCCCCUUCGCCCUGCCCUUCCCCUCCCUCCCCUCGUCCAUUCUCGAGGUGGGCCUCAUCCACCCGUCCCUCAUUGGCGAGGAGCUCUUCCGCUGCCCCUCCUGCAUGGCCGCCUUUCCCUCCAUCUGGCUUCUCGAGCAGCACACGGCCCUCCAGCACAUCGGCUCCCUGAACUCGCUGGAGAAACCCUUCAUCUGCGAGCAGUGCGGCCAGAGCUACAGGUACCGAUCGGCGUAUGUCAAGCACCGGGAGCAGAACCAUCGGGCGCGGCUUCCAGCGGACAAGUUGUUCUCGUGCGACGUGUGUGGGAUGCAGUUUAGGUACUUGAAGUCGUUCAAGAAGCAUCGGCUAAACCACGCUCUGGAGAAACUGCACGGGAAGAGCGGGGAGGCGGCGAAGAGUAGCGGGGAGGAAAGCAAGGGGGUGGAUAAUAGUAGCGACCAGGUGUCCAGCUCGAACGAGACCAUCGUGGUGGAGGGGAAGGAGGAGGGCGUGGUGGUGGUGAAGAAAGAAGAGAACUUGAAUGAUGAUGCAGGCGAGGGCGCCUCCUCCGACGCCGAGAAGGCCGACGCCGACCAGGACGACACCAUCGACUCCAUGGCCCUCUCGUACCCCUCCGGCAGCAUGGACAUCCUGCGCGCCUCCCACGACCCCUCCCUCAUCGGCUUCCUGCGGUCGGACGCCGUCGACAAGCAGCGCGAGCGCCGCUUCGCCUGCCCCUUCUGCGGCAAGUGCGUCCGCUCCAAGGAGAACCUCAAGCUCCACGUCCGCAAGCACACCGGCGAGCGGCCCUUCGUCUGCCUCUUCUGCGGGCGGGCCUUCGGGGGCAAGAGCGACCUCACCCGCCACCUCCGCAUCCACACCGGCGAGCGGCCCUACCACUGCGACAUGUGCGGGAAGUGCUUCGCGAGGGCCGACUACCUGUCCAAGCACCUGACGACGCACAUCAACACCUCGCGCUGAUGCUGUUCGAGGGGCGGGGGCGGCGCUUGGCGGCGGCGGGACACGCGGGGCGGGGGCGCGCUCGGCUAGGCCGGGCCGGCGGCGGGGGCAGACUGCGGAGCCCGGGCGAAAGGUUCGCACAGAAGGAAAGAAGAGAGAAAGCUUGUAGAAAAGCUGCGAAAGAUCAUACAAAGAAGAAAUGAAAAGAGUGUCUUAAAUAUAGAUUUACUAAUCCGGGCUUAGAAAAUUUGCGAAGCUCGGACAAAGAGGAAUCGAAAAGAAUGAUCAAUGCACUGCCGAAUUAUGGAAGAGGACGAAGUUUCAAAAAUAGGAGAUAAAAGGAAACGUCUAAGAAUGAAAGUAAAUUUACUAGUGAAGAAUCGAUAAUAAUAAUGCGUAAACUUUUUGGUGAGAAUGUAGAAAAGUGGCGGAUCAUCAAGCAAAGAAGAACCGAAAAGAGUGUCCAGUUACGUCAUGUGUGGGCGUAAAAUAUGAAAAUAAAUUGAUAACAACAACAUAAACUUUUCAUUAAGAAUGCAGAAAGGCCUUAGAAGAUCAGGCAAAGAAGAAAUGAAAAGAGUGCCCAUUUACGUAAGAGAGAAAGAGAAAGAUGAGAGAAUGUCUUAAAUAUGGAUUUAAUGGUGAGAGUUUAGAAAAUCUACGAAGCUCAGACAAAGAGGAAUAGAAAAGAAUGACCAACGUGUCGCCGAAUUACGGGAGAGGAAGAAGUUCGAAAAAUAGAACAUAAAAGGAAACUCCUAAGAAUGACAAGAACGUCUUGAAAAUAAAUUUAUUAGUGAAAAAUCUGGCAAAGACAUAUCAUAACAGAGUGAAAAAAACAAAGGACGAAAGUCAGGAUUAAAAACGGAAAUUACGUCACCAUGAUAGAAUGAAAUGAAAAAGAGAAGGUAAAAAGGAGUCGAUAACAGCAGUAGGUAAACAACUUAUUUGUGAGAAUGUAGAAAACUUGCGGAAGAUCAGGAAAGGAAGAGAUGCAAAGGGUGUCAAUUUACGUAAGAGGGAGAGAGAGGACAGUAUAAUGGAAUGUCUUGAAUACAGACGUACAGCGAAGGCCCUGAUACAGAGGAAUCUAAAAGAAUGAUCACACGUCGCCGAAGUACGGAAAAGGGAGAAGUUUAAAAAAAUAGUAGAUAGAAGGAAAUUCGAAAGAAAACCUAUUUGCGAAAAAUCAGGCACAGAAAUAUUGUUACAGAGUGAAAACAUAUAUAAAGACGAAAGUUAGG
Molecule: messenger RNA, 3338 nt
Organism: Zophobas morio
Lineage: Eukaryota; Metazoa; Arthropoda; Insecta; Coleoptera; Tenebrionidae
Product: zinc finger protein 517-like
Exons: 7
Coding region: 241-2115 (624 amino acids)
Biological process (GO): regulation of transcription by RNA polymerase II
Cellular component (GO): nucleus
Molecular function (GO): protein binding
Source: RefSeq, a predicted model, not a curated record